AUGAUUACAGAUCAGGCCGCACCAACCGUUCGAGCUUUCGCGUUUUGCAGAAGCAUCUUCGAGCUGCUGCGGAUUCCUUAGGGUUUUAUUGUUCGUUUGAUUUUGAUAGAGAAGUUUCAAUGGCUUCUGCUUCGUCUUCUUCUUCCUCGUCGUCCAAGCUCUGCUACAACCCUGACUGCAAAGAAUUCAAGUCCGAAAGACCUAAACAAGGUUGGAAACUUCGUUCCGGAGAACGAGCCGAGCUUUGCGAUCGAUGCGGUACUGCUUUUGAAGAGGGAAGAUUUUGCGAAACUUUUCACUUGAAUGCUUCUGGUUGGAGGAAUUGUGAGACUUGUAGGAAGCGGAUUCAUUGUGGAUGUAUUGUCUCAGAUAAUUCCUUUAUGCUGUUGGAUCCUGGAGGAAUUGAAUGCAGUGGAUGUGCAAGGGAACAUAGUAUUUUGUCGUCGAUCCGGCCAUGGCCACAAUCUUUUUCCUUUCAAAAUCGUUUGUCUGAUAGACUUAGAGACCUGCCUGCAAAAAGUUGGAAUCAAUUACUUAGAUCUGGUCCUGUACCAUGGAAGGAAGCACCCAGUCUACUCAAUUCAGUUUCUUCAUCUGACAUGUAUCCGGAUGUGUCCUCUCUAGUUGAAUUAUCAAAUAAAGUUGACAAAAUUUAUGGCAAUGAAACGUUUCCUGUCUCUUCCUUGGAAAAGAAAAAUGAGGAUUUGUCUGGAAUAUCUAAUUGGAGCACUAAGCUUGGUUCACGGGAAAUGAUGCUUAUGAAUGGAAUGAGGAAUGAAGACAAAUCAAGUUCAUGUUUAAAUAUUUGCCAGCAGUCUCCUUCUCUGAAGGAAGAUUCAUCUCCACAAGCAUUUGGUUUGUCUAUACCUUACACUUCUCCAAAUGAAAGAAAUGGUCAAAUUGGGGUAACUGGAAAUCAUCUACAACAAAAUCCUCCACCUCCUCCAGGAAAACAAUUUAGUGGCCCUGUUCAUUUAUCACUUGACUCAUUAGGUGAAACUCAGGUUCACAAUGGACGGCCUCGAGUAGAUGACCGAGGAAGAAACCAGUUACUACCACGAUACUGGCCCAGGUGUACUGAGCUGGAGUUACAGAAAAUAUCUAUUGAUUCUAAUUCUGCCAUUACUCCAUUGUUUCAAAAAACCUUGAGUGCUAGUGAUGCUGGGCGAAUUGGGCGUUUAGUGCUACCAAAAAAAUGUGCCGAGGCCCACUUCCCUAAAAUUUAUCAGCCUGAAGGACUGCCGCUCAAAAUCCUUGAUGCAAAAGGCAAGGAAUGGAUAUUUCAGUUUCGCUUCUGGCCCAACAAUAACAGCAGAAUGUAUGUUUUAGAGGGUGUCACUCCCUGCAUACAGUCCAUGCAGUUGCAAGCUGGUGACACAGUAACGUUUAGUCGGUUGGAGCCAGAAGGGAGAUUGGUUAUGGGGUUUCGAAAAGUUUCAGGUGCUACCCCAUCUGAUCAGGACAAUGAAACAAAUAAGUCUGGAAAUGGAUUCUCUGCGCUUGAAGUUGAGCUGGCUGAUCCUAAUUCAUGGUCUAAAGUGGAUAAGUCUGGCUACAUAGCAAAAGAAGCACUGGGGAACAAAUCUUCAAUCUCUAGAAAGAGAAAGAGCAGCAUUUUGGGUUCAAAGAGUAAACGUCUAAAAAUUGAAAAUGAGGACCUAAUAGAGCUGAAGAUUACAUGGCAAGAAGCUCAAGGCCUGCUCCGUCCCCCACCUAACCAUGUUCCCAGCAUUGUGGUGAUUGAAGGUUUUGAAUUUGAGGAAUAUGAGGAUGCUCCUGUGCUUGGGAAGCCAACCAUUUUCACCACUGGUAAUGUGGGUGAAAAGAUCCAGUGGGCUCAAUGCGAAUUUUGUCUUAAGUGGCGCAAAUUACCAGCAAGUGCACUUCUUCCAUCAAAAUGGACAUGUUCUGAUAAUUCAUGGGACCUGGAAAGAUCUUCGUGUUCAUCACCACAAGAGCUGACCGGAGAACAGCUUGAGAAUCUGCUACCCUCUCGUAAUGCAGCUGUUUCCAAGAAAAGGAAGGCUGCCAAGCAGGAUCCUGAUAAUGUUGAGGCUUUAGAAGGACUUGACACACUUGCAGACCUAGCUAUCUCGGGAGAGUGUGAGGCACUCCCGGCUUCUGUCCAGGCCACAACGAAACACCCACGGCAUAGACCUGGCUGCUCUUGCAUUGUUUGCAUUCAGCCUCCAAGUGGGAAGGGCCCCAAGCAUAAGCAGACAUGCACUUGUAAUGUAUGCUUAACAGUGAAGCGCCGUUUUCGUACCCUAAUGUUACGGCGUGAGAAGAAACAAUCGGAAAGAGAGGCAGAGACAACACGGAAAAAGGAGCAGCAGCUGUUACCUUCAUCUGAAAUUUUGAUUGAUGAUGAUUCACUGGCAUGUAAUAACACGGGAGAUAAUAGCCCAAACCAGAACCGGGAGGGCGUUGAUGGUUCUGAUGAUAAUCCCAAACGGAUAAAAUUAUCUGCCUUGCCAUUCAAAGGCCAAAUUGACCUCAAUAUCCAGCCAGAGCGAGAGGAAGAGUUAUCACCUAGUUCUGAUUCCGGUAGCAUGGUGAAGGUGCUCCCUGAUGCUACUGAAAGGUAUAUCAGACAGCGGUGUAUGUUGAAAUCUGCUGCUACAGAUUCAUCAAGCAGUCAGUCACAGCGAGUUGGAGAUGGAAUGAGAGAAGAGGAACUAAGUAAUGGUGUUGUAGCCCUUGGAAACAAUAGUCAUAAUGCUGAUCAGGAACAUGCCCAAGCUUUGUCUAUGAAUGUGUGAAACUCCAUAUUUGCUAGAACUUCCGGCGACAUGUUCUUGCAUAGCCAUAUAGAAGUGGGGGGAACUUUUUGCUAUACAUUUUUAUCCACUUCGGUUUCUUGCUUUUUCAGUCUGUACAUAAAGAGGGUAGGAAAAAAAAGGGCAAUUGGUGAAAAGCUAAUGAUAUAUUCCGGUAAUGUUAUCGGACAUCACAGCAGUUAGUUUAGGGAAAUUAUUAAAUGCAGCUGAAUGGGGUAGUAGGUUGAAGCUAUUUAUUUUCUUGAGAUCUCAACUUGCCACCUCCGUUCAACAACAUUGAAAAAGUAACUAGGCCUAAUUUUUUCCCCCAAUUUUUUUAGCCUCUAAGAUGUUUCUAGUAAAUGAAAAUGAAGAUUACCAGCUAAAGCAAGCUAGUUUAGCCUGUUGAUUUAGCAGAGUAUUUUGUUAGGGUGUUUGGCUUGUUGGGUCUAUAAAUAGUUCAUUAGUGUAAACAUUUGAGAUAUUUUUAAUGAUU
This is a messenger RNA of Gastrolobium bilobum, 3255 nucleotides long. Its product is annotated as B3 domain-containing protein Os07g0563300. NCBI's taxonomy places the organism in Eukaryota, Viridiplantae, Streptophyta, Magnoliopsida, Fabales, Fabaceae. The record is from RefSeq and is a predicted model, not a curated record. Bases 120 to 2762 code for a protein of 880 amino acids. The transcript is spliced from 14 exons. Gene Ontology annotation, molecular function: zinc ion binding; DNA binding.